Messenger RNA from Fonsecaea erecta, 2661 nucleotides. RefSeq lists its product as hypothetical. Lineage: Eukaryota; Fungi; Ascomycota; Eurotiomycetes; Chaetothyriales; Herpotrichiellaceae. Gene Ontology annotation, cellular component: Golgi apparatus; membrane; early endosome. Bases 1 to 2661 code for a protein of 886 amino acids. Gene Ontology annotation, biological process: chloride transport; transmembrane transport. The record is from RefSeq and is a predicted model, not a curated record. The transcript is spliced from 3 exons. Gene Ontology annotation, molecular function: voltage-gated chloride channel activity.
AUGGCAGGAGCACGGUCAGACUACGGCAGCGGAUCUGACCUUGGUUUGUUCACUGCGGAGGAGGCAGGUGAUAUCUCUUCGGGUAUCCCGUCUAAUAUGCUCGGCUCAAGCACAUCAGCUCGUCCCAUAAGCCCGUUUCCCCUCCCUCCGUCGCAAGCGAAUAAGACACCCUCGACAGUAACAUCCGCACGCCUGCCGGCCAACGAGGAGGCCGGCGAGACACGUGCCACAACUGAAGGAGACGACUUACACCAUACUGAAGACGUCGGCCAGAAGGAUGAUGGCCCGCUCGACUGGUACGUUGAAGGGCCGGGUAGGCGAGUAGGAUACGACGACCUGACUGCCAUCGAUUGGAUUUAUGAGUAUGCAAAGGAGCGACAACGACUGAGAAAAUUUCUGGCGCAUCACACGGGCCUGGUGGGAAAUCUCAGGCAGUUACUCGACGCCAGCCACGUUUGGUUCGUUCUUGUCGCGAGCGGCGUCUCCGUGGGAUGCGUAGCAGCAUUCAUCAACAUCGCCUCAGACUGGCUGGGCGACAUCAAGACAGGCUAUUGUAAAAAGGGAGCCGGUGGUGGAGACUUCUACCUGAACAAGCAGUUCUGUUGUUGGGGUCACGAUGAGUUUGCUCAAUGUCAAGAUUGGACUCCAUGGCCUGCAGCGUUGGGGAUCAGAGCCAGGGCCGGACAGUUUGUGAUGGCCUAUAUUUUCUUCAUUGUCUUUUCUAUCCUAUUUGCAGUCUCAGCAGCGACACUCGUUCAACAUUACUCGAUAUAUGCUCAACACAGCGGUAUAGCGGAAAUUAAGACACUCCUGGGAGGUUUCGUCAUCAGAAGAUUUCUCGGCGCAUGGACUCUGAUCACGAAGUCUUUUGGUUUGGUUCUCGCCGUCUCCUCGGGUAUGUGGCUUGGCAAGGAAGGCCCCUUCGUUCAUCUGGCUUGCUGCUGCGCCAAUAUUAUCAUGAAACCAUUCGAAUCCCUAAGCCAGAACGAAGCUCGAAAGCGAGAAGUUCUCUCCGCCGCAGCUGCGUCUGGUAUUUCGGUUGCGUUCGGUGCACCGAUCGGCGGUGUCCUAUUCUCGCUUGAGCAGUUGGCCUAUUACUUCCCGGACAAGACGAUGUGGCAAUCGUUUGUUUGUGCGAUGGUGGCAGCAGUGACGCUACAGGCUUUGAACCCUUUCCAUACUGGAAAAAUUGUCCUCUAUCAAGUCACCUACACGACGGGCUGGCACAGCUUUGAACUUGCUCCGUUUAUCCUUCUCGGUAUCAUCGGCGGAAUCUAUGGGGGGUUGUUCAUCAAGCUGAACAUGUUGGUGGCACGACUGCGUAGGUCUGCAAACUACCCGUUUCGCGACAAGCCGCUACUGGAAAUACUGGUUGUUUCGGCCAUCUCUGCGGUUAUCAACUAUCCCAAUCUCUUUAUGCGGGCUCAACUGUCAGAAUUGGUGUAUUAUCUGUUUGCAGAAUGUGCAACCAUUGGGAACAAUGACAUCUUCGGCCUCUGCCGUGCUACAACCGCUGGAGCUCUCUCCAUGGCAUGGCUCCUGGUUGCUGCUUCGUUUCUGGGUUUCUUGCUUGCGAGCAUUACAUUUGGACUGCAAAUACCCGCAGGAAUCAUCCUCCCCUCUCUGGCAAUUGGCGCGCUCUAUGGAAGAACACUUGGGGUGGUUGUCGAAUUGAUACAUAAGCACUUCUCGACAUCACUAUUAUUCGCUGCCUGCGAACCGGAUGUUCCCUGUGUCAUCCCAGGCACAUAUGCUAUCGUUGGCGCUGCUUCGGCACUCGCUGGAGUCACAAGGAUGACCGUGUCCAUUGUCGUUAUCAUGUUUGAGCUCACAGGUGCCCUUACUUACGUCCUGCCAAUCAUGAUUGCGGUCAUGCUUGCAAAAUGGAUAGGAGAUGUCUUCUCCACACGAGGCAUCUACGAGUCUUGGAUUCAAUUCAAGGAAUACCCAUACCUCGAAAACAAGGACGACGCAACUAUGCCUGAUGUCUUCGUAUCCAGUCUCAUGACAAGAAUGGAGGAAAUGAGGUGCCUAGAUGCAAAUAGGUCUUAUACUGUUGAGUACCUGCAAAACAUCCUGCGAACAACAUCUUAUCGUGGUUUUCCGGUGGUCGCUUUCAGAAAGGCGGUGAGCGAUGUCGCUGAAACAGGUUCAAACCGGCAAUCACCCCGCGAGAACACUCUUCUCGGUUACAUAUCCCGGGUCGAACUGUCGUUCGCCCUCGAGCGGAUGACACAUCCCAGCAGUCACCAAACCAGACCCGGUGCUGAAACACUUGUUGAUUCAAAAACACCCUGUUAUUUCACCUACCAUCCCGACAUUGCCUCGGGAUCUGGAAUCGACCUGAGGCCUUGGAUGGACCAGACACCUAUCACGCUAAACGCGAACAGCUCACUUCAAUUAGCGGUGCACAUGUUCCAGAAACUUGGCCUGCGAUAUCUCCUUUUCGUUGAGCGUGGCGCUUUUAGAGGCAUGCUCACUAAGAAGGACGUUUGGUGGAUUCUGUCCGCAUCGGCAGAUGGACACAAGGCUGGGGAGUUUGUUGCCGAUGCAGGCACCGUUCGAGACUCUGCUCUGGAAGAUGAGGGUGAGUCCGAAGAGGCGAGAGGCCUUCUACAGGCCACCUCUGGGGAUCCAGAUUUACAAAGACUGCCAUCUUAA